AUGAGCGAUUCUUAUUCUGAAGACCGGGUUGUAAGAUUUAUCGAAUCUUUACCCGAUGAAACUUUGUGCCCUCCGUGGGUUGAUCAACAGGUGGACCCAAAUCGCGUCAAACUGGAAGAGCAAGGUGAACACACAUCGAGAGGGCAACUACCAGAGAAGCAGCGCAAUGAAACCGAGACACACUUUAACCAAGCGGUUGAGGGACGGGGAGCUAUAACCACCACGGUUAGUUCAGAGAGCCUCCGUUUACUGUUAAAGCCCAUGGGACGGCAUGAAUGGACAGCCCAAGGCAAUAAAUGGGAAGAAAGGUUCCUGGGUGGAGAAAACGAAGACAACGCACUAUGGUUACGCGUACACUCCAAAAAGAUGAAGAGUGAGCGAUGUCGAAAGCUCUUAAUGUUCAUACACAACCUAUGGCUCCUCCACCAAGAGGCUCAUCUGGCCCAUGGUAUGGACCAACAGACGUCUGCUGUUCGUAGGGCCGAGCAUGCGAAGAGGUUGAGAGAUCUGAUCCGCGUCAUCCAUUCUGCGGUUGAUAAAAUAUGCGCCACGGCACAUGAUGACCUGUCGAAGAUGCCAGAGGAAAGGGAACAUGCUGGCAAUACCGCAGGGACCUUGCGGUGUCAAAUCAUUCCUCUGCUCCUGUUGGCCGCAAAGGCAGUCUUUAUGACGGGGAGCCAAGAGAAACCGAGUGAUAGCUCCCAGGCCCUGCCUACAGGAGGAACCUUUACUGUUUCUGCAAUCCAGAUAAUGCGUCAGAUUAUGGACUGGGUAAAAAGACUACACUUUGCGAUGGUCAACGAACUGGAGGUCAAUCCGCCCAUUUCCGAGAACGUGGAUAUUGAAACGAGGCGUAGAGAAUCUCAAGAAAUAUCCAAAGUCCUCCACCAGCUCAAAUUACCAAACCGGCACAUCAUGGACUUUGCAACCAGUCUUACACAAGCAUACGAGGAGUUGGAAGAAGAGGCUAAUAGGCCAAAGAGGAAGCGAGAAGCCAUGGAAGAAGAUAUACGCAUACGGCAAAAAAGAGAGGACAAAAAGAGAAUGGAGGAGGAGGCGGUCGAGCGGCGCAUGGCACUGUUUCGAUCAUCAACUCAAGCAUCCCAUGCACGAACAUUGACCCAGAAUUCCAACAGCCAGGAAGCAGAAGGUCACGGACAGACACAGAGGGAUGCAGACGAAGACCAAUUUACUCAGAUGCCAACUUCACAGGGACUGGCUGAAGUUGAUCCAGCCUCUAAUGCUCACAGAUAUCGCAGACGCAGUCAGGAAUUGAGGCGCUGGGAGAAGGAGGAGCGGCCGGCCAUUAGCCAAUCAAGCCAGAGCAUGCCGCAAGGCGAAGCUCGUCAAAAAGUCCAUUGGUCCUAUGAAGAGAGCAAUAUUCUCCUCACACUGAUUCGCACGACGUCACAACCAAGCCUGGUGGAUUUAGCAGAAAAACUACCGGGACGGAACGAGCAAGAGAUAAGAAAGAAGAUGGGCGAGCUCAAGGAAACGUCGCGCAGAUUCUACGAGGAGCGUGGGUUGAUACCCCCGAAGUGGUGUUGA
Molecule: messenger RNA, 1548 nt
Organism: Clonostachys solani
Lineage: Eukaryota; Fungi; Ascomycota; Sordariomycetes; Hypocreales; Bionectriaceae
Source: the annotation of a GenBank genome assembly